Messenger RNA from Meriones unguiculatus (Mongolian gerbil), 1801 nucleotides. It is a transcript of the gene Nkain1, whose product is annotated as sodium/potassium transporting ATPase interacting 1. Gene Ontology annotation, biological process: regulation of sodium ion transport. The transcript has 7 exons. Lineage: Eukaryota; Metazoa; Chordata; Mammalia; Rodentia; Muridae. The record is from RefSeq and is a predicted model, not a curated record. The coding region runs from base 151 to 774 and encodes 207 amino acids.
GGCGCGGCGGAGCCCGCGCGGACCGGGAGCACCAUGCACUCGGGGCGCGUGCGGCUGGCCGCGGCUCCGGGGACCCGGCCCUAGUCGCCGGCCCCGCCGCCCCGGGGCGCCACCGGAACGACGCGGCCCCGCGCGGCGCGAGGAGGAGCCAUGGGCAAGUGCAGCGGGCGCUGCACGCUGGUCGCCUUCUGCUGCCUGCAGCUGGUGGCUGCACUUCAGCGGCAGAUCUUCGAUUUCCUGGGCUACCAGUGGGCUCCCAUCCUGGCCAACUUUCUGCAUAUCAUGGCUGUCAUCCUGGGCAUCUUUGGCACUGUGCAGUACCGGUCCCGGUAUCUCAUCCUGUAUGCAGCCUGGCUGGUGCUCUGGGUGGGUUGGAAUGCCUUCAUCAUCUGCUUCUACCUGGAAGUUGGACAGCUCUCCCAGGACCGGGACUUCAUCAUGACCUUCAACACAUCCCUGCAUCGCUCAUGGUGGAUGGAGAAUGGGCCAGGCUGCCUGGUGACGCCUGUCCUGAAUUCCCGCCUGGCCCUGGAGGACCACCACGUCAUCUCUGUCACUGGCUGCUUGCUUGAUUAUCCUUACAUAGAAGCCCUCAGCAGUGCGCUGCAGAUCUUCCUAGCUCUGUUCGGCUUCGUGUUUGCCUGCUACGUGAGCAAAGUGUUCCUGGAGGAGGAGGACAGCUUUGACUUCAUCGGUGGCUUUGACUCCUAUGGGUACCAGGCGCCGCAGAAGACGUCGCAUUUACAGCUGCAGCCUCUGUACACGUCGGGGUAGCUUCUGCCCCGCACCCACCCGCGUACAACGCCCUGGGCAGUUGGAGAGAGAAGCAGCGUUGUCCAGCAGCUCAGAGCACGAUGGACAGGCGUGCCCCCUGGCGGCGCAUGGGCUGACUGCAGCUUGUGCCGCCUCCUCGGUCUGCAGCCCCUGGAGCGAACGCCUCCGACUCAGACUUGAACUUGGACUUGACCUGACUCUAGCAGCGGACUUCAGAGCUGGGGCAGGAUGGGGUAGGGGGGAGGGGGAAUCGCUGGGUUUGUAUUUUUUUUAAUCUCAGCCUCGGUAUGUGCCGGGGUCUUCCUCUUUCUUCAGCUUUACUCCUUACCUAGAAUCUCGCCCUCAGUCCGGACAGCAAGACAGACGUACUCACCCCAUCUCAGCCCUCAUUCAAACGCCCUGGGGAAAGAUACUGUGAAGUAGAAGCAGGAGUCCUGGGCUGCAGCUGCAGCGCCAUCACUGUCAUCCUGGGUGACAUCUGGCAGGGCCUUUGCUCUCUCCGGGCCUCAGUUUCCCCACCUCAAGUAAAGCAGAUGAUGCUUUUAGCAUUCUCGUUUGACUCUCGGCCCCCUGGGUUACAGAGCAGCUGUGGAAACUAAGGCCCAGAGAUGUGAGGUGACGAGCCUGAAGCCACACAGUAAGGCUUUACAGCAGAGCGAGGCCUUGAAUCCUGUGCGCUCUAGGGUCUCCAACCCAGUAGCUUGGACAUUUCUGCACACUCACACGCCGCCGCCGCCACUCACCAGCUCCACUCUUAAAGCAAUAUACCGGUGUGUCCUCUUGUCGGGAACCAGACAGACAAGAGCCCAAAGCCUUGAGUUCAGGCUGACCCACAGGAAGCCUUUGUGGACUCAGCCUGCCCGUCUCCGGCAGACCUUUGAACCUCGUCCUCCAGGAAAGCAGGACCACCACUCCUUUACCAGGUCCCUAAGCCUGGGUCCCUAUCCCACAAUUCCCCACCCCCAAGCAAUCCCACUAACCCUCAAUUCCUCUACCUACGGCACCGUUGUGGUCUCAGAGGAGGAAA